AUGAAAACAUAUAUUAAUUUAUUAUUUUUGUUGUCUUUAUUAAAAGUUACAUUUAUUUAUUCAAAAGAUCAUGUGAAUAAUAAUGAGGAAGAUAGUUCCAUAUAUUAUUACGGGUUUAUAAAUAACGAAGUAUAUAACCAUUAUUUACCCUCAAAAUAUGCUAAUAUAAAAAGAGAUAAUAAUUUGAUUAAAAUAUCAUGUAGUAAAGGAUACACCGUAGAAGUAAAAAGAGCAUAUAUUGUAGAUUUAGAGGAUGAAGUAAAUGAUUAUACAAAAAUGGCAGCUGAAAUCUGCCUAAAGAAGGAAGAAUGCAAUAUAGAUAUAAAAAAAUUCAAAAGGAAUACAAACAAUAAUGCUAUUGACGUUUCUACAGAAUUGAACGUAGAAUAUAUCUGUAUGAGUUCACAAAAAAAUCUUUAUGAUGGAACACAUUUUCAUCAAGGUGUCACACAUAAAUACCUCAUUGUACGAGACCAAACAUUAGCUUGUGUUGAAAAAAACCAAAAUGUAAUCACAUUGUCUUCUAUAAAUAAAGCUUUAGAAGUAUGUAAUAUGGAUAAUUGUAAUUUUGUUGUAUGGAAUCCUGAUGAAAAGAGAGCUACCAUAUGCAAGGAAAAUUUUUAUGAGAAUAUGAUAGAAAAAAAGAAUAAUAUAAUUUAUAUUCAUCCUAACUAUUUUUUUACAUAUGGACAUGCAACCUUUCUAAAUUAUAUGUCUAUAUGUGAUAAUAUUAUUAAACAAGUUCCAUAUAAUUUAAGUAUUUCGAAAUCUGUUGACGUAUGUUCACAUCUCGAUUGUGAUUAUUUUACAAAAAGUUAUCCAGGAUCGAUUAGAUCCUUAGACAACACAAAGAAUGGGAAAACAUGGUUUUGCAAAGGAUUUCCCACGAUUAUACCAAUGGACGGAUUUAUUACAAGUGUAAAGUUGAGUAAAUUUACUUAG
Molecule: messenger RNA, 942 nt
Organism: Plasmodium adleri (nom. inval.)
Lineage: Eukaryota; Apicomplexa; Aconoidasida; Haemosporida; Plasmodiidae
Product: conserved Plasmodium protein, unknown function
Exons: 12
Coding region: 1-942 (313 amino acids)
Source: RefSeq, a predicted model, not a curated record